This is a messenger RNA of Trichomonas vaginalis G3, 834 nucleotides long. Its product is annotated as organellar and viral DNA polymerase type B. NCBI's taxonomy places the organism in Eukaryota, Parabasalia, Trichomonadida, Trichomonadidae. The transcript has a single exon. The annotation marks the transcript as partial. The record is from RefSeq and is a predicted model, not a curated record.
AUGUAUCGGAAGUUGUCUAAGUUAGAACACUCGGAAAUAAAACAACUUCUUACAGAAGCUAACAUAGAUGUUGCAAAACAUUACGCAACAAACAAAAAGGCACUCGCUGACAUCCUCAAUGACUACAAUGGUGAAAUAACUUAUGAUAGAAUUCAUGAGUUCAUAAAGCUGCAACGCGGCGAGGACGAAGUCCAUGCAAUAGCAUUUCCUUUAAAUGACGUUGCUAUUGACUUAUAUCAUAGACGUUCAAUACCUCAUGAAGUAAGAAGAGAAAUGUUUGACAUAACAAAUGCGAACGUUGGUGAAACAAGAAGAAGAGACGACACACUGAAACAACAGAGAAGAGAGAUGUUUAAAAGUGCUAUAGAACAAGUUCGCAAAGCUAACGAUGUCAUUCGUUCCAUUGACGACAAACCAAAAGAAGGUGAGAGAUGGUUAAAGAAAGAUGAAGAGAAUAGGAAGAGAAAUGUGAAGUCAGGCAAUAGACUCAUUGACUUUAACAUCGAAGCUUUAGAUGAACCAAACAGAGACUACUUACACAAACAUUUCGGUAAGGUUUUCAUGAGACUCUUAGAGAAAAUUAAAAUAAACUCACAACAAAGAUGGAUGGUAUGUUAUAAACUUGGUGGAAAGUAUGAAUGUUCUACGUUAAACCUCAAUAAUAUUGGAACAUUACUACAUCAGCUCUUGAAGGAGAACUUUAUAUCAGAGAUAGAAGCAAAUGCUGCAGGUAUUGUUGAAAUGCACUAUGACUUCUUCUUGACAAACAUAAAGAAUCUUACCGAAAUAAAGAUGUAUGAUUUAACAGAAUAUGAAGGCUUAACGAUGUCAGAU